Hemibagrus wyckioides is the source of this 3858-nucleotide messenger RNA. It is a transcript of the gene hoxc9a, whose product is annotated as homeobox C9a. Gene Ontology annotation, molecular function: DNA-binding transcription factor activity, RNA polymerase II-specific; RNA polymerase II cis-regulatory region sequence-specific DNA binding. The record is from RefSeq and is a predicted model, not a curated record. Gene Ontology annotation, cellular component: nucleus. NCBI's taxonomy places the organism in Eukaryota, Metazoa, Chordata, Actinopteri, Siluriformes, Bagridae. Bases 2485 to 3264 code for a protein of 259 amino acids. The transcript has 2 exons. Gene Ontology annotation, biological process: anterior/posterior pattern specification; DNA-templated transcription; proximal/distal pattern formation.
CUGAAGUAUUUUGUACAACAAUCCAGGUGAUUAUUCGACAAAUUUAACAAAAUAUUUUAAACAAACAAACUUAAACUGCUACAAUUUGCACUGAACGUUGCAAACUUUAAAGAAUAUGGACAAACAGAUAAAUGUAGACACUUAGAAAUAACGUCGUGAGUUUAUAGGAUAUUUUUACAGUUCCAGAGGUAUUAUGGUUCACCUUUCCAUUACUAUAAAAUUAUAAUAAAAUAAAAUACAAAAGUUAAAAUGUAGUUGAAACAGUCUGUACAUCCUGACAACACUAGUUUUAAAAAAGAUUAACACGUAUAAAAUUCUUCCAGAUUCCCAUUUAUUUGAAAUGUCCAAAAAUGCAAUCGUUAUAAUUUGGAUCGUCUGAAAACUUUUAUAAAAGAAAAUUGACAUCAGAAUCAUCAGUGAAAAAACACGCUUAAAGAUACGUUUUCAAUUUUAAAUCGCAUUCAAAUUGAUGGCAGGCACACAUACAAACACAAUAAAAAGAAAACAAACGUGGUAGAUAACUAAUCAGAAAACAAAACAAGGAAGGACAGCUCGUAAAAAUAAUAUAUUUUCUUAUCCAAUCUAAGAUAUUUUUUUGCUUUCUCGAAUGCUGUUCCAAAAAGUACUGAAAAAAUGUCAAGACAACCUGUGCACAAUGCUGGCGAGGGCGAAUGCAAACAAAUACACUGAUUAAGUACUUGCGUGUUUCAGUAAAGUUUACAAUACAAAGGCAUUAGUUUUAUAGCGACUCCACUGGUUCCAAAUGUGCUUCUCAGACAGAUGUCGUGUUUCAGUGAAUAUACUUUUUGAACUGCUCUGGUGUUAGAGUGAACUGACAUCUGCUCUGCAAUGAAAAAAUAAAAUAAAAUAUUGGUGAGGCCAGAGACCUCUCAGCAUAUUAUAAUUUAAUGACAUUUGAUAGAAAAUUUUUAACUAGGCUAAGAAAAUGUAACAACAGUGAAAUACGUGCGUUAUUUUCUCAUCUAGAUGCACACACACUCGAAAAAAUGCUGGAUCUACUGUAGUUUCUCGCUCAGUGCAGAUUAUCUAGCAAUAGCUUUGAAGCAAUAUUUUAAAAUUUCUAUAUUUUUAAAAAAUAAUUAAUUUAAAAAUGGUCUCUGACAAAUAUUAUCGAAGUCUUAAGCUUGUAAAGUACUGUAACACAAAAAUAAUCCAGUUUAUUAUUAACGCGUACAUUUGUAUCUAGCAACGCAAUUCUAGCUAAAAUAGGGAAAGACCUAUUUGCCUAUUUGACAGGGCCAAUUUGGGGCACACCCACCUCCUCAAAGUGUUGGCAUAAACAGGAUGGCUAAAUUAGUUUUAAAAUAAGCCUACUGCUCGUCUAAAUUUCUUUUUACAAAGUAUAUAAAGUAAUUUUUUAUAUAAAUUUAUUGGAAAUAACUAAGCAAUGCCCUGCUGUUUUAACAAUACAAUUAAUUGUACCCUUUCCUUUAUUAUUUUUCAGUAGUUUCCGUUGAAUAUAAAUAUCAGUUCCAUUUCCAAAUUCAUUUGAAGUUUAAUAUAAUACCUAAAUUAAUGAGCACGCAGUGCGUGAGCACUCAAACGUUUUAGUGUACAAGACCUACAACUCUUAUACACCUCGAGCCUCCAUUUUGGCUUGGUGAGUGCUGCUUUUAUGCUGUAGCUACAGGAUACUCUAAUGCAGUUUUAUUAACGACAUGUUUAUGAACAAUCAGGUUUUUUUCCUCAUAAAAAUUUAUUGAGGGACAUGAAAGCAUGCAGCACCACUUGCCGAAAAUAAUCGCUGUUGUGGCCAUGUGUUCAAGCUCCGUUUCCCACCUCCUCAAUUUUGUAAAAGUCCGUUUUAUUAGGGAUGCCCCAAUCGGGUUUUUUAAAACUGGUGGUUACCAAAGUUUCAGUAUGAAACGUCAUGCUAAACCCUACUGAACCACAAAAAAUAAUUUUUUAUUUGUAUUUCAACAAAGACGGUCUUUUACAGUAAUUAGUUACAAAAUAUAAUGUAAUAAAACCAUCAGCGACUUACAUAGAUAAUGGACUGUUAAUUAUAAUAAUGGGGAAAGGAUGCUCAAAACCUAGAUAGAGCAAAUCGAGACGGCUACAUGCUCGACAAAGAUGAAUUACAGAGAGAAAUAGUCCCCCAGAAAAUAAAAAUCCUUUCUCUUCCAAGCUAAAUGUCUUUUCUCAUCAGAAAUUUACAUGUUAGGGCAAUAUAGUAUCUAUCUCUAGUAGAGUGUGUAAGGUUACCUAAUGAAACAUCUGAAUUAAGCAGCCUACUGGAAUCCAGAAGCGAAUAAGUAUUGCAAGACAACCCGCGCAUUGAUCUGCUGUGCGCUUUUUUUCCAGGGGGUAAAUGUAGUCACGUGUUUCAUAGUCAUCCAAUCGCAGCCGGGGAAGCUUUCAGAAAUAAUUACCUGGCUUGAUUGUUCUAUGGGCAGAUAAAAAAAAGUACACAUGCACUCCAUAUAAUAAUCGGAUGCAUGUAAAAGAGACGGAAACAGCGCCAUGUCGACUACGGGUCCCAUAAGUAAUUAUUAUGUGGAUUCCUUGAUCAACCAUGAGAGCGAGGAUGUUCUGGCGUCUCGUUUCCCGACUACUGCUCCGAUAUCCUCCGGCUCACGCCCGACGCCUCUCGUGCCGGAGUGCGUGGAUUAUCCGUCGUGCAGCUUUGCCCCGAAACCACCAGUUUUCACUACCUCUUGGGCCCCUGGUCAUUCACAGUCGUCGGUGGUUUACCACCCGUACACACACCAACCUCAUUUAGGAACAGACUCGAGGUAUGUCCGCUCGUGGCUAGAGCCUAUUCCUGGUACUGUGUCCUUUCCAGGCUAUGCAGCUAACAGCAGGCACUAUGGGCUAAAGCCUGAUGCCUUUCAGGAUCCCCGAACUACAGACUGUUUAGCUUCAAACGGACGCACCUAUUCGGAUUAUGUCUACUGUUCUGCGGUCGACAUCAGGGAUAAGCAGCAGAAUGCAUCUUCCCCCGAGUCUGAGAUCGUUUCUUCCGGAAAGCACAAAGACGAGAAGGCUGAACUGGACCCAAAUAAUCCAGUGGCCAACUGGAUCCACGCGCGCUCCACUAGAAAGAAGCGAUGCCCUUAUACAAAAUAUCAAACACUUGAACUCGAAAAGGAAUUUUUAUUCAAUAUGUAUCUAACAAGAGACCGGCGAUACGAGGUGGCCAGAGUGCUGAACCUGACGGAACGACAGGUCAAAAUCUGGUUCCAGAACCGACGAAUGAAGAUGAAGAAAAUGAACAAGGAAAAGAGCGACAGCAAAGAAUAAAUCGUCAAUACUUUUACUCAAUACAGACUGAAGGAAAGUUUAGAAAUUUGUCUUAAGUCUUAACAAUUAUCACCUUCCUUGCAACAGGAACAGGAAACACAAAGACACAAUGAUAGUGUUCUUGAUACGGUGUAAUUAUUAUUUCGUGUGACUGCAAUUUUACCAACCUAUGUUGUAUUAACACUAUAAGUAAUUGCACAACUCAGCCUAUUAGGAUUUAGAUUACGUUUCUCCAUUUUACAUUCUUUAAGAACUGCCCCCGGCGUAGAAGCAAGACAAUACUUGAACUCCUCAACUUAUAAACUUCCUAAUUUAUAAUUUUUACCUGAAUGUUUCUCCGAUGUGUGUUUUGAUUUUUUUUUGUAAAAGAUGUAGAACUUCGAUAUUUUGUAACGAGUAACAUAGUUUAAAACAUUUACGUCAAAAUGUUUUUGAUGUUUUUAAUGUAAUUGUUUGUGCAUUUUCAUUCUUUAUUUUUCAUAAAAUUGUAAAAAAAAACCCAAAAAAACAGUAUGUAUUGUAGAUGCUUAAAUAUACUCUACUGCCAUCUUAUUAGCGUAACUGACUGUUAUAUUUUCUGACUAUCAGUGUUAU